Messenger RNA from Guyanagaster necrorhizus, 657 nucleotides. RefSeq lists its product as uncharacterized. Bases 1 to 657 code for a protein of 218 amino acids. The record is from RefSeq and is a predicted model, not a curated record. The transcript is spliced from 7 exons. NCBI's taxonomy places the organism in Eukaryota, Fungi, Basidiomycota, Agaricomycetes, Agaricales, Physalacriaceae.
AUGGACGAAUGCUUACAGACGGGCGCUCUGUAUGCUAUACACAUCGCUUAUAGCAAAAAGUACCAGUCUCUGGUCACUUUCCCGAACAUCGACGGCUUCAACAUCGUGAACAAUGACGAAUCAUGGACAAAAGAAGGAAUUAGUGUCUAUGCCGUCACACGCGUGUCAGCUGCUCUGGUACAGCGCGAUUUCGAUGCGGUGUGGAUACCGAUACUUGCAAGCAAGCAGGUCUCCCUCGACGUUCUUCCGGAUAUUGUACGGACCACCAGCAUUCACAGCGAACAAACCAAGGAGGGAUUUAUUACCCUUGAACGUCAAUCAUUGCCCCUUUUUCUUCGGAAGGACGCUGUUCUCUAUGCUUAUGAAUUUCAAUUGACAGGCGGAAACCUGGCCGGAAUCAACUACGACUACGGCGUACAUUCUUCCAUUCAUUUAUUAUGUGCUUCUGAUGGUAUAUUUCAUCUCGACUGGCGGCCCUCGCGGGUCAGUUCUACUAUCUAUAUUCCCGCAGCGAAUUUAUCCCAUUCCCACAGUCCCGGGCCCGAAGUUAGCUUCGACCAACGUGUCAUCUGCGCUGCGCCAUUUAUUGGAUCCUGCAUGCGCUAUUUGGAUGCGGUUUCAGAUGACGCAAACAGCUAUAAAUACGAUCCUAUAUAA